CUGUUGAUAUAGUCAGCGCCGUCCUUUCACCGGAGGUUAUGGCUGAGGACUUUGUAAAGAGAGGAGAAGAAGACAACUGGGAUUAUUUUAUUGGAGCUAUGCUUUAAUCUGCUUUUAAGUGCGCGAUGCGUUUAUGUGAAUAGUUUUUACGCAGCGGCUGUGAUGAGCUCUGAAUCAAGAAGACGCUGAACCUGCUACAAUGUCACACGCACAGGUUGAGAUACCAGGACGCGGUUUCCCAGGCCUCUCUGUGAAUAUGACCGACGACUGCUUAUCCCGGGUCCCAUCCGUGCUGAGGACGCACGGCUUGGGCGCACGGAGAAACUCUUACGGGCUGCAAAAAAUCAGCAUGGACAUUGAUUCGCCUCUGUACAGCGGCGCCCUCUCCAAAGCCUUGUCCUGGUCGGCUGAGAAUAUCCUGACACUGUCCGAGUCCAGAGCAGAGGAUGAAAAAACCGACGAGUCUCCGCCGUCGCCGUCCCCUGUCUCCAGCCCGGGCACCAGCUCCAACACACCCCCCAGCAGCCAGGAGCCCGACGCCCGGUCUCUCACCGGGAACUGGGAUCCCGUCCCGAGAUCCAGCGCUCAGGAAGCCAGCUCGGAGUCUGAGAAUGAACUUCAGAACAAUAAGCAGCACAAAACCUUGUCUCGCAUCACGUUUGAUACCCAGUGGGAGCAGGAAGAGAAAGAGGACGUGGAGACCAAAGCGGUGGCAACCUCACCUGAUGGAAGAUACCUCAAAUUCAACAUAGAGAUUGGAAGGGGGUCUUUCAAGACGGUCUAUAAAGGACUGGACACAGAGACAACAGUGGAGGUGGCAUGGUGCGAGCUACAGGAAUCCACUUCUCGUCACUGCAGGAAUGACAGCUAUGCACUCCAGACUCGUAAGCUGACCAAGGCGGAGCGACAGCGUUUCAGUGAGGAGGUGGAGAUGCUGAAGGGCCUGCAGCACCCCAACAUCGUCCGCUUCCACGACUCCUGGAAGUCGACGGUAAAGGGCCACAAGUGCAUCAUCCUGGUGACUGAACUCAUGACCUCAGGCACACUCAAAACGUACUUGAAGAGGUUCAAGGAGAUGAAACUGAAGCUGCUGCAGCGCUGGAGUCGUCAGAUCCUCAAAGGGCUUCACUUCCUGCACACACGCACUCCUCCCAUCAUCCACCGGGACCUCAAGUGUGACAACAUCUUCAUCACCGGCCCCAUCGGCUCCGUCAAGAUAGGAGAUCUGGGGCUGGCCACUCUCAAAAGUGCCUCUUUUGCUAAAAGUGUCAUUGGAACACCAGAGUUCAUGGCCCCAGAGAUGUACGAGGAGAAGUACGACGAAGCGGUUGACGUCUACGCCUUUGGAAUGUGCAUCCUGGAGAUGGCCACCUCUGAGUACCCGUACUCUGAGUGCCAAAACGCCGCCCAGAUCUACCGCAAAGUCACCAGUGGAAUGAAACCUGACAGUUUCUACAAAGUCAAAGUCCCAGAGCUCAAGGAGAUCAUUGAGGGCUGCAUUCGUAUGAACAACGAUGAAAGGUACACUAUUCAGGACCUCCUGGAUCACCCCUUCUUCCAGGAGAACAACGGCGUACACGUGGAGCUGGCAGAGGAGGACGACAUGGUGAAGUCGGGCCUGAAGCUGUGGCUGCGCAUGGAUGACACCAAGAAGCUCCACGGGAAGUACAAGGACAACAACGCCAUCGAGUUCCUCUUUGAGCUGUACAAGGACGUGCCCGAGGAGGUGGCUCAGGAGAUGGUCGUUCUUGGCUUUGUGUGCGAGGUGGACUUCAAGCUCGUGGCCAAGGCCAUACGGGACAGGGUCGCAGCCAUCAAGAGGCAGAGAGAGAAGCUGAGGCGGCAGGCGGAGGUGCGGAGGAAGAAGCAGGAGCAAGAAGCCAUAGAAGAAGAACCAGAGCCUCCGCCGUCUUUAUCAAGAGUCAGUGACGUUGUUGCAAGAGAGUCCCCCACACCGGCCCUGACGCCGCCGGCUCCCGUUCUGUCCCCCGUCACCAGCUCUGUGGAUUCUGGGGUCAGCUCCAACUUCCCCACAGAGCCGGAGGAGCCUGAGGCCGACCAGCACUUCCACAUCCGCCACAACAGCCUGUCGUCUGCUAACUCUGACUGUGAGACGGACGGCUAUCUGAGCUCCUCUGGGCUUCAGGAUCCGCUGGAGGCCGGCAGCUUCAACGCGCCUGCGACCCCUCCCGCCACACACAACAGCACCCCGACUGCAAACGGCCCCCCAGUCCCAGCCCUCCGCUUCCCCUCGAGUAUCGCGGUAUCCAACAACGUAGAGCACGGUAACUCGCAGCUCCCGAGUGGCUUCAACUCUCCUGUGGACAGCUAUGCCUCCGAUGUGACUUCAGGUUUGAGUGAUGGCUACGAGGGCCUAUCAGAGAAGGGCGAGAAAACAGCUGCGAGGCGAACUGCUGGGAAGCUGUUCAGGAGGAGGGCGCGCUCAAGGCUGCGCAUCACAGGGCUCUCUGAUAAAGUGGACCGGGUGGUGGAGUGUCAGCUGCAGACGCACAAUGACAAGAUGGUGACCUUCAAGUUUGACCUGGAUGGAGAUAACCCUGAGGACAUCGCUGCUGUCAUGGUGCACAAUGAGUUCAUCCUGCCAUCAGAGAAGGAGGGCUUCAUCCACCGCAUUGGUGACAUCAUCAAACGGGCCGAGGCUCUGAUGGCUAAGGAGCAGCACCGAGUCCUCCAGCCUGCUCUCCACAACGGGGUCAACUCGCUAUCGUCCUCACAGCCCAAUCUGCACAGUCACACCCUGCCUCGAACACACUCCUCCUCUUCUCUGCCUGACUUCGGUGUGGCUAACCCAAGCGUAGGGGUGUGUGACUCUCUCCCAUGCCCCGAUGGAGACGUCUUCAGUGCAGACAUUACUUCACCUGGGCGACCUCUAAUACGCUCACAGUCUUUCCACAACGCCCCAGGGUCUCCUCUUCAUUAUCAACAACACCACCAUCACAACCCUGCGUCUCUGCUGCCCCACCACCAGCACUACCACUUGCCAUACAUGGGCCACAGUCACUUCCCAUUCCCGUACCCAGGCCCUCCAGGGUCCCCCAAACCAGGCAUGCAUCCUCCCCUCACACGUGUAGCCAGUAACCCCACCUUCCCCUCUGUUCCCUCCCCAGCCCCUGGUUCUCCAAGUCCUCUGAAUGAGACCCCAAGCCCCAGCAACAGUGAUGGUGUCACCAUGUCCCCACCUGCCCCUCAGCAUCCCAACAUGUGGCCCCCCCACACGCAGCCCCUAUUUUCCUUAGCUAAUGUCAUCUCCAUGGCCAUGAGCAUGGCUCAGUCUUUCAUCCCUCCUGCGAGCCUGCCUGCGCAGGGGAUGCCCUCCUAUCCAGCCUUCCACCCCCAGCUACCAGCUCCCAUGGCCCCACAGUCAGCUUACCCCUCCGUCUACCCACAACAUUAUCAGACCUCAUCAGUUGAGGUCCCCUACCCUACUGUGGGCAUCCCAGCACAAAACAACGUCUACCACAGUCCUGAGAAUACGCCUGUGAUGGACGGAGCCGGGUUUCCUCAGAGCAGUCAUCCGAGCUGGCCGCAUCACGUCUCUCCACCUUCUUUGCCUUCCACUCCUCCACUGGUUCCUCCGGAGCCUCAGCAGCAGGUUGAAUUCUUCAGUCCCCCCACCAGUCCCCCAAGCCUGACCCAGGAGAAUAUCCACCACAGUUAUGUGGAGUCGUACCCAGCACAGGUUCCAGUCCAGGCUGAACCCAAAUCAGAAGUCUCCAGUUCAACCUCCAUGUCAGAUUUUUCCCCGUCUCCCCCAGAGAGCCCAGAAAGCACUUUAUCAUCGUUCAGCGCUCCAUUGCACUCCACUGUACCUGAGAUAAAAACCAGCACCCCCAAACCAAAAGCCUCCGCUACUGAACCUGAGGUCCAGUCUGCACCAGUUACUGUUGGGCGAUUCCAGGUGACACCCAGCAUGCACAUCCCAGUGCCCGCUGCACCAGUAGGCGCUGCCCCUGCUGCACCCGCACCUGCCCCAGCAGACAGCAACAGCACGUCAUCAGAGAGCAGCACAGAGGAGCAGGGGGAGUCUGAGACCAGCAUGGGCACCUCCCUCACCAUGUCCCCUCCUCACCCGCACCCCCACAGAGGCUCGACCACGGGGGUCCUCCAGGAGGUUGAUGGGCAGGUGGGAUGGAGCCAGGAGCAGCAGCAGGACAGAGAAGAAGAGGAGGAGGAAGAAGAGGAGGAGGAGGAGGAGGAGGAAGAGAUUGUCGAGGAACGACAGAGGACGAGGAAGAGGAGUCGGAGGAGAGCGUACAGCCUGAGCCUGAUGGGAACGUCUGCGGACAGCGGACUCUCAGUGACGGCGACUGAGAUGGAGGGGAGGCUGUGGGACGGAGGGGCAGGCAGCCCACAGUACAGCAACGCUCUUCACCACUUGUGGAUGAUGACUUACAACCGUAAUGCUCCCUACAUGAGCAGCGAUGACUCGGACAGUGACGACUCCGACAUGCUGGAGGAGCUUCAGGAGCUCAGAGACAAACACCUGACAGAGGUGCAGGCUCUGCAGGCCGCCCAGAAGAGAGAGAUCGAGGAGCUGUAUGAGAAGAUGGGGAAGGUUCCCCCUCCAGGCAUCGUCUCUCCUGCUGCUAUGCUGUCCAGUCGACAGCGCCGCCUGUCCAAGGGGAGCAGCUUCUCCUCGUCCCGCAGGAACAGCCUGCAGCGCCUGGACAUGUUGCCACUCCAAGGUAUCAUUAGGAGAAACUCUCUUGGAGGCAGCAGCAGCGGCUCCCAGGAUAAACCAAGCAAAGGCGUCACCUUUGCAACUGACAUUAGCAGAAUGUAAGAAACUCUCAGCCGAGCACGCUGUAUAUCUGGACUACCUCAUCUGAAGUGAGACUGCAGUGGUCAAACCCGUCCUGUAGUUGGAUCGCUUUAACACUUUUCACUGGCACACCGAUCAGCAAACUGUUUCCUCCUGCCGGUGGUCAUUUACCUCAACGUGUAUAUAAACUGUCGUCAGUGAAGCUGGAUUUACACAGGAACUGUAACAUCCAGUUUUCAGCCCUUCAUCAGAUCUGGUGAACUUGUUGUAGCCGAAGGACACAAAACCUUCUGGUCUGGUUCAUGUUAAAAAUGACAAGUUCAUUAUUGCUCUCUUGUAAAUCAACUGUCAGACCCAACGGUUCAGAACGAAACGACUCCAGUUCAGGCUGACACGUUACUCUGCAGACAGAUUGUUGCCUCCGUUUGUUUGUCUGUUUGUCAGCAGCAUAACGGAAUAACAGCUGGCCCGAUUUUAAUGAAACCUGGUGGAAGGGUGUAGCACGGGCCAAGGAAGAACCUUUUUAAAUUUCUCAUCACAGGGCAGAUACACAAAUUAUUUUUCACUUUUGUUAACAUUGCGAGACAGGGCAUCUGGCCUUGGCGGAGGUCUGCGCUAUCUGGGUGCCCUUCUGGUUUUUAAAGCACGCUUUUAGCAUUAACGCAGUCAAGCGAUGGUACAAAGUGCUGCAGAGCUGUGGCACUUUACUUCGACUUUGACCCAGAAUGAAGUUAGUUCCUGUUUUCCUGCUUGUCUGAUUCACUGCCGUUAAUCAAUGUGAGCACAGUAAUGUGAACCACAGCGAGGCUCUGACACUUCUGACAGUUGUCGUACACAGAUGGCAACAUUUUGGGAUAAUCUCGCAACUUUUUUUGCUGUAGUUUGUUGAUGAUGUCUCAGCACCUGCUGACUGCACAGUAAACACCCUCUGAUCAUUGCCUGUCAGGGGCGGACCAGAGCGGGUUAGAUGCAUUGUACAGUUCAAAUAUGUGUUAUGAAAACCUUUUGUUGUAGGACAUCUUCGGUUUCUUCUGUGAUUUUGACAUCUUUUAGGAUGACGUACACGUUCUCUAGACUCAGCCUUGACACUUUUAGAUUUAGUAAAAAUGAUUUUUCACAUUGCACAGCAGUACAAUAAGGAGAUAGUAUCUCUAUCAAUGCAUACAUAUGAAGAUGUUAUUGCUUCAGAAAGCAAACGCUGUACGACAGUUAUAAAUGUUUUCACGCUUCUGGAGAAAGAAAACUGUUUUUCCAACCAAUUAAAGGUCCAGUGUGUAAGAUUUAGAGGUAUAUAUUGGCAGGAAUGGAAUAUGAUAUAAUAAGUAUGUUUUCCUUUGUGUAUAAUCUAAACAGCCAUUUUGUGUUCUCACGUUGGCUACUAUAGUUAGCAGUGUCACAUUUUUUUUUCAACAUGAAACUGCUUUAUCCAGUGUUUAUACCGGUUUAAAUCACCAGGUGCAUUUGUUGUGGAGAGGAAGAGACCUCCGCGGAUAAUUCAGCUGACAGUUAAAACUUUCUCAACGUCCCGAUCUUAAAUUGUCAGAGAAAAAGGGUGAGCACACAUUAGCAGGUGCUGGGCUAGCAACCCUUCUGCAAUGUGCCAAACAGCAUUAGAGAAACACUCAAUUGUAACAUGAAACUGCUUUGUUCGGUGUUUAUACUAGUUUAAAUCAUCAAGACUGUUUCAUUUGUAGAGGAAGAGACCUUUGUGGAUAAUUCGGCACUGAAUGAAAACCUCUUAAACGUCCAGAUCUUAAAUUGUCAGAGAAAAAGUGUGAGCACACAUUAGCAGCUGCUGGGCUAGCGACCCUUCUGCAAUGUGUCAAACAGCAUAGGAGAAGCCCUGAUUUUUUUAACGUAAAACUCCUGAUUUACUGGUUUAAAUCACCAGGUGCAUUUGUUUUAUAGAGGAAGAGACCUCUGCUGAUAAUUCAGCUCCCAAUAAAAACCUCCUGAACAUCUGGAUCUUAAAUUGUCAGAGAAGAAGUGUGAGCACACAUUAGCAGCUGCUGGGCUAGCGACCCUUCUGCAAUGUGCAAAACUGCCUUGGAGAAACAUUAAAUUGUAACAUAAAACUGCUUUAUUCAGUGUUUAUACUACUUUAAAUCACCGGGUCCAUUUAUUUUGUAGAGUAAGAGACCUCUGCUGAUAAUUCGUCUCUGAAUAAAAAUCUCCUGAACGUCUGGAAUGUUAAGUUAUCAGAGAAAAAUGUCAGCACACAUUAGCAGGUGCUGGGCUCGGGGCCUGUGUCCAACAUGCCAAACAGCUUUGGAAAAACACUGAUUUGUCACAUGAAACUGCUUUAUUCAGGGUUUUUACCGGUUAAAAUCAUCUAGUCUGUUUGUUUUGGGGAGGAAGAGGCGUCUGUGGAUAAUUUGUCUCCCGGUAAAAACACGUAUAUUGGAGAAGUUUUGAGCUGUCUGCAAUCCUCACCACUAGAUGCCACUAAAUCCUACACACUGUUCUUUUGAAUGGGAGGUUUGGUUAAAUAGUGCAGAAGACUUAUUUUUCAAAUACUUAAGCUGGUUUCAAAUAAUAAAAAAAAUGAUUUCUUUGCAUAGAUAAGUUGUGAAAAAUCCACCUAGGUUUUAGACUACUGGCUUUCCUGUUGAUUGUACAUGUGUAUAUAGUAGAGUGCAUUUAUAGAUCAUGUUUACAAGUAAACUAUACAUGUCAGCAACCUUAAUUCCUGCUCCAGCAAAAAUCAUACUUGUCGCUUGUUCCGUAGAUCAAGCACCUCGUGCACUUUAGUAACUUCUACGUUUGUUCGCAAUCAUUUUAACACAUUUGUGGAUAAAACUGUGUUCACUCGAGGAAGAGCUGAUGUUAUAUUUUUUCCCCAUGAGGGAGGUAGAGAAUAUUCUCCAGUUUAUGUUUGAUCACAGUAAUGACGAUCUAUGUUCCCACAGUUAUAUAAUAAUUAGUACACUGUGGGAUUUAGAGAAAUCAGUCCAAGCUGUGAAUGUGUAGCUGUUGCCUUGUAAAAAAUAAUCCACAACACACUGAAUCUUCUGGCAAAAGGAACUCCUGUAAGAUUUCUCCAAAGUUCGUAAUAUAUUCAAAGACAUUUCAAAAAUUUUGAAUGUAAAUAUAUAAUUGUAUUGCUUUCUGAAGCUGCUGCUGUCCUGCCAUGCUGAAUCUGUGCCUUUCCCUUACAAUGUCUUAUUUUAUAUUUUUACUCUCCAGAUUUGGUGGCUAGAUCAGACUCCAUAUAUUAAAUUUUGACAAUAAUAAAUGAAAUUGUAAAUA
This is a messenger RNA of Epinephelus moara (kelp grouper), 8032 nucleotides long. RefSeq names its product WNK lysine deficient protein kinase 4a (gene wnk4a). The record is from RefSeq and is a predicted model, not a curated record. The coding region runs from base 200 to 4804 and encodes 1534 amino acids. Gene Ontology annotation, biological process: protein phosphorylation; intracellular signal transduction; positive regulation of sodium ion transmembrane transporter activity. Gene Ontology annotation, molecular function: protein serine/threonine kinase activity; ATP binding; potassium channel inhibitor activity. Gene Ontology annotation, cellular component: cytosol; cytoplasm. NCBI's taxonomy places the organism in Eukaryota, Metazoa, Chordata, Actinopteri, Perciformes, Serranidae. The transcript is spliced from 22 exons.